AUGUUCACGGACCUUUUUCUCUACGCUAUGAUUGUUCCCGUUAUGCCCACAGCGUUGGUUGAUCGGGCUGGAGUGGCAUAUGAAGAUCGUAUGUUGAUGCCCUGCUCGAUUGAAGAUCUUGGUCGCUCACACAAAGAAUUCAUCAUAGGGGAACAUUGGAACAGCAUUUUACUUAUCGCUGAAGCUGUCUCAGCCCUCGUCUCCAGCCCGAUUUUUGGAUAUGCGCUAGAUGUCUCUGGUACACGCCAAGGCUUGUAUCUGCUCGGACUUAUUCUUCUUGCUGGGUCGAUGGCGGCGUUGACCGCUGCUCGCUCGGUCGCAUGGUAUGUGGUUGCGCGAGUGCUGCAAGGUUCCGCGACGGCCAUGGUUGCCGUGGCUGGUCUUGCGAUUGUAACGGAUACAGUGGACAAAAAGCAGCUCGGCCAGAUGCUCGGGUAUAUUGGUACCGCCACGACGCUAGGCUUUAUGGCUGGUCCAUUACUGGGAGGCAUAGUAUACCAGGAGGGAGGCUUCUACGCGGUGUUUGGCAUGGCAUUUGGCAUCGUUGGCCUCGACAUGUUCCUACGACUCGCGGUGGUGGAGAAGAGAACCGCGAACCGUUGGCUCUCGUCACCUUCGGAUAGUGAGCAUCUAUCUGAAGAGACGAGUGACGAUCCACAGGAGACAUCUGCGACAUCUUCGGAGAGCGAAGAGCCAUCUGACGAAGCUAGUAUGAGGAAGGCACCAUCCUCCGAUGGAGAACAACAACCCGACGAAAAGCGCCAUGGUCCAAAGGAGUCAGCGGUAGGAGCAAGUGUGCAAGUCAACACUUCUACCCCCGCCACAGACGACAGGACACGCAAGGGCAGAUUUGCUCUUCUCAAGUUACUCAAACAGCCGCGAAUUCUCAUUAUUGGCUGGGCCGUCAUUGUCAGCUCAAUCGUGUUCUCUUCCUUCGAUGCUACACUCCCAAUUUUCGUUCAAGAUACCUUCCAUUGGAAUGCUUUGGGGCAGGGUUUAGUUUUCCUCCCACCCUGUGUGGCAUCCAUCCUCCAGCCACUUUUUGGUUACUUGUCUGACAAGUUUGGGGCACGGUGGAUUACAUUCACCGGAUUUGUCGCUUUGGCGCCCUGUCUGAUCUGUCUCCGCUUGAUCGAACGCAAUACCCUGACAGAGAAGGUCAUCCUUUGUCUCCUACUGGGUCUAGUUGGGGCUUGUGCCGACCUCACCAUUCCUGCUUUGCUUGUGGAGCUCCAGAUGGUGCUGGACGACAUGGAAGAGAAGGAGCCUGGCGUGUUUGGGGAAAACGGUGCGAUUGCGCAAGCCUUCAGCCUCGAGACAAUGGCGCAAUUUGGGGGCUUAGCUCUAGGGCCGCUCAUCAGUGGCUUUGUUGACGAUCACUACGGGUGGAAAGUUAUGACACUUCUCCUUGGUAUCUUGGCUGGGAUCACAGCCAUCCCUAUGCUUUGGCUCAGUGGUGGCCGGAGAGUUUGGCCCGAAAAGGCGCCCGAAGAUGCAUAA
This is a messenger RNA of Penicillium alfredii, 1500 nucleotides long. Its product is annotated as MFS transporter. The transcript has 5 exons. The record is from RefSeq and is a predicted model, not a curated record. Gene Ontology annotation, molecular function: transmembrane transporter activity. The coding region runs from base 1 to 1500 and encodes 499 amino acids. NCBI's taxonomy places the organism in Eukaryota, Fungi, Ascomycota, Eurotiomycetes, Eurotiales, Aspergillaceae. Gene Ontology annotation, biological process: transmembrane transport.